AUGCCGUAUUGUUUGGCGAUUUACCCACAUUAUACAGUCCAGGUCGCAGCUUCACGGCGAAAACGACCCAUGAUCCUCUGCCUGGAAACACGGGUCGCGUACGAAGCUUGGUAUGUUCUGUUGCGAGCUCUCACUGUGCCUGAGCUGUACGGACCAGAACAGAAUGCGAUUGGAUUACAACCUGGACAGGAUACCAACGGAAUGUUCCGCAUCGAGCAACAGUUGCUGGUCAAAAUCACAGAGGCAAAGUUUGCGCACGUCUUAACCGAAGCCGACAGCCUUGAGCGAGCGAAGCUGAAGCGCAAGUCAGCCAGACCACCGCGAAGCACGACCGAUGUCUACAUUGACGUUGUGUGCGGCCAAGAUCUGAGAGGACGCACAGCGAUCAAGCCAUGUACCAACAACGUUAUGUGGGCGACAAACUUUAUCUUCAAGGAUCUGCCUUCGAUGCUGAACCGCAUAGCAAUCAUUGCACGCAUCGGAAACCCAGGUGAACAAGAAUGGACGAUGAUUGCGCAUGGGCCGUAUCGAAAUCUCCAGCACGAUUCUGUCCUUGGCAAGGUGAAUGUGACCAUGGAGGAACUUGAAGACGUCGAGAGUGUUGAGAAGUGGUGGCCAAUCAUCGAUAAUAGCAACAAAGUCGUCGGGCAAAUGCUAAUGCGGCUGAGUCUGCAGGAGACGGUAGUGCUGAUGCAGGACGAGUACAAGGAAUUGUCCGCGCUACUGCAUAACUUCGACAACAGUCUGACUACGCAGAUUGCGCAAUUACUUGGACCGGAGCUGCGUCAGCUGUCCGACGUGUUACUCGACAUCUUCCAGUCCACUGACCACGUGCAUGACUGGCUGAGCAAUUUGAUCGAGGAAGAAAUCGACGGCAUUCACCGGGAGACACCUCCUCUGCGCAUGCGUUUCAGCGGUCGUUUGCAGUCGACCGACUCAUACGAGAACGCAGAGCAGCGAGAGCUCCUCGUUCGGGAUCUGAACAGAUCUGCAAACCAGGAAGCAAAUCUACUUUUCCGCGGCAAUUCACUAGUCACCAAAGCACUAGACUCUCACAUGCGCAGGCUCGGCAGCGAAUAUCUGGAAAAUGUGCUCGGUUCAAGACUUCGCAAGAUAGCUGAAAAGGAUCCCGACUGCGAAGUUGAUCCCAUGAGAGUGCGAUCCGCAGAACAAGGCGAGCGAAACUGGAGCACUCUCCUCAACUUGACCAGCUCCAUCUGGAAAGCAAUCUCAGAUUCAGCUGAACUAUGUCCCUAUGGUCUCAGGGCGCUGUUCAGGCACAUCCGGUCUUGCGCGGAAGAUCGCUAUGGCUCCUUCAUUCGUACGGUGAGGUAUACCAGUGUUUCCGGAUUUCUCUUCCUGAGGUUCUUCUGUCCGGCCAUUUUGAACCCACAGCUCUUUGGCUUGACUACAGAUCUUCCUCCGGACCGCACGAAACGAACACUCACCCUCAUAGCCAAAUCUCUCAACGCCCUCGCCAACAUGGCGAAGUUUGGCACUAAGGAGACAUGGAUGGAGCCGAUGAACAAAUUCUUGACAUCAGCUACACCAGACUUCAGAAAUUUUAUCGACAAGAUCUGCGAUGUCAGCACAUCGCAAGCAUCUGUGACGAUGGAGCCUCAGUAUGCUACGCCCAUGCAGAUCAAAAAUCGCUUGGCCCCUGCGGCCCGAGAAGGUCUACCGACACUUCCCUUCCUGCUUGAUCCCAGCAAGCUUCUAUCGGAUCUGACUGAGCUCUGGAUGUCACAUGCGCCCGCAAAUUUGGCAGACGAGCCAGAUCUAGACCCCACAGUGAAAGACUUCCACACUCUCUGCACUAACCUACGGACCAAAACCAAGGACUGCCUUUCUAGUGCUGAACAGGCAGAGAAGCCCAACGGCAAGCUUGAGCCUAAGUGGCAGCAAGUGCUGAAAGAACAGCAGCAGAAAUUGCAGCCCGUGUACGCCAGCCAGUACACCGCUGCACCUGUUCAAGAUCCAGAGCUCACUGCCCUGCCUCAACCUGUUGACGAACCUUCCGGCACUUUUGUUGAGCCAGAGGCACAUCAUGGACCGCCGCCGUGGGACCGUCGUCCAUCAGCAUUUGCUCACGCGAACCUCAAGACUAUGACUGAUUCAACCAACUCGUCAAGUGCAUCAGUUGAUAUAAUGGACGAGACCAGGACCCGUGCGACGAGUAGUCGCGAUGGGUCGACUAAGAAUCGACUUUUCGAUUUCGGAAGGAGGAAAGGCAGAGUCGGUGACAGAGCUUACGCCCAUGACGAAGGAAAUGACCAUUGA
Cyphellophora attinorum is the source of this 2280-nucleotide messenger RNA. Its product is annotated as Inhibitory regulator protein BUD2/CLA2. The transcript is spliced from 3 exons. NCBI's taxonomy places the organism in Eukaryota, Fungi, Ascomycota, Eurotiomycetes, Chaetothyriales, Cyphellophoraceae. Bases 1 to 2280 code for a protein of 759 amino acids. Gene Ontology annotation, biological process: regulation of GTPase activity. The record is from RefSeq and is a predicted model, not a curated record.